AUGAUGAACAAGACUGCUGCCUUUUGGGCUGAGCAGAAGUCCCUGAGCCGGUUCCGGCUGGCCUGGGUGGAGGAUGAGGGGGAAGAGUUCAGUUUCUCCAUCCCAGACAUGAUAACCCAGCUGCUGGAGACAGAUUCCUUGUCUUCAGCUGAGGAGAAGGAAGAGGGCCAGGAGAUGUUUGAGGAUGCUCGAGAAGACUUAGAAAAGGACCAGGAUUUGGAGUGGCUGAGAGAUCUGCUAGCCAACCUGUCACCCUCCGUCCUCAGGAGCCUGCAGGAUGUCUCGAAGGCAGAAACGAUCUUGAGGUGCAUCCACAGAAAUGUGGAGCACGUGCGCAGGGAAUCAUCGCGGUUCGUCCUGAGAUCCCUGCUUGGGCUGCUGAGCGAGUGCUGCCCCGAGGAAACCGUUCGGACCCUGCUGAUGAUCAGUCCCUCCUGUGACAACGCUGCGCUGGCCACGUGGGAGAUGCUGCUGUCCCUGCCCAGCACUUCUGUGACAGUUCUUGACCGGCUGCUCAGCGUGAUCCAGGGCUGGAGAGCAAAGUGUGCUGUGCCAGCUGCACGGCAGGUCCUGUCCAAGCUCAGUCAGCGGCCCAGCUGUCAGGGGAUCCUGGAAACGCUCUUCCCCAGGCUCCUCAUGAGCUUGAUCUACAAGGUUUCCCUGGGUACAGUGAUCCUGGGACAGGAGCCGCCUCAGGCUGAUCAAGCCAGCGCUUUGGGGGUGGCAGUGGAGGGCGUUAAAGCUCUGCUGGAGGCUGCUGGCUGUCAAGGGAGUGUCCAGAACAUCCAAAAGGAGGGCGGCUGGGACAUGAUGGUGGACGUGGACACCCUCGAGAGAGGAGUCAGCUUGCUGGCCAGAGAGAUGAGGAAGAGCCCCGCUAAGCAGCGAUACCUCCUGUUCCAGCACGUCAAGGAGAUUCUUGACCAGAGGAGGGAAUGGCAGCUCAACUUUGCCAUGACUUUCUAUACUGAGCUGCUGGGCUGCCAGGGCCUUGGAAAGGAUCGGAGUGACGUGCGCCUCCUCCAUUCCUACCUGAGCCACGUCAAUCAGACAGUCCGUCUGCUGGCACUCGGGGGCUUGGUGGCACUCUCAGGAGAUCCGCGGAUGGUGAGCGAGGCGUAG
This is a messenger RNA of Calypte anna (Anna's hummingbird), 1122 nucleotides long. RefSeq names its product DNA polymerase alpha 2, accessory subunit. The record is from RefSeq and is a predicted model, not a curated record. NCBI's taxonomy places the organism in Eukaryota, Metazoa, Chordata, Aves, Apodiformes, Trochilidae. Gene Ontology annotation, cellular component: cytoplasm. The coding region runs from base 1 to 1122 and encodes 373 amino acids. The transcript has 10 exons.